Molecule: messenger RNA, 1821 nt
Organism: Ornithodoros turicata
Lineage: Eukaryota; Metazoa; Arthropoda; Arachnida; Ixodida; Argasidae
Exons: 2
Coding region: 1-1821 (606 amino acids)
Molecular function (GO): nucleic acid binding
Source: RefSeq, a predicted model, not a curated record
AUGACUGUUCCACGGCUUUGUACAGGGUUCUACGUCGACGAUUUGGUUGUGGGAUGCACGUCAGAACCCGACGCCCUUCAAGUGUAUGGCGACACCAUUGACAUACUCCAGGAAGCCGGUAUGGAUAUACGGAAAUGGACUUCAAAUUCAUCCGCACUUCGCGAGCGGUUUCUGUCGGACGAGGUUUCCUACGACAACGCAUCCGAUGGCAACGCAACGAUCAAGUUGCUGGGCUUGUUGUGGGACCGGGACACAGAUAGUCUCACCUUUUCGGUCAAACGAGCACUCACGUUGUCUGCGUCCCAUCCUCCUACGAAACGUACGGUGCUCAAGACAUUCUCCCUCAUCUAUGACCCGCUCGGCUAUCUCGCACCCUUCAUCGUAACCGUCAAGCUCCUGUUUCAAAAUUUAUGGCGCAAGUCGUUGCCAUGGGACGCUGAGUUUGCAACGGAAGAUCUUGUGGUCUGGGAGAAAUGGAAGGCUGAACUGUCAGGCAUCGAUGCGUUGCACCUGUCGCGUAGCGUCUUUCCGCAGAGCAAGGCCCUGCUUGAUGUGCAUUGCUUCGCCGACGCUAGUCCCAAGGCCUACGGCACAACAGUAUACGUUCGCAGCCGCCCCAAUAACGGCACGACUUCUACGCGGUUGCUUUUAGCGAGAGCCCGUCUAGCUCCAUUGAAAGAACUCUCGUUGCCGCGUCUCGAACUGCUGGCAUGCCUGCUGUCCACGCGUCUUUAUCGCCAUAUCUCGACGGUAGAAGCCUUAAAGGUUGCCCCCAUUCACUUCUGGACGGAUUCAAGCAUCGCGCUCCAAUGGAUUCAGUGCGACACGAACACUCGCCCCUCCUUUGUCAAGUCGAUGGUGGCAAAAAUGUCUUCACGACCGGAACAAUGGCGGCACUGCAACGGACGCGACAACCCCGCAGACCUAGUGACCCGCGGCAUCUCCGCCAGGUGCCUACAGAACAGCCCGCUGUGGUGGAGUGGUCCUCCCUGGCUGUCCGCGGGCGAUAUCGGCCCUCCUACAAUUCCAGACCCAAAUGUCAACGACACCUGCACGACGGUGAGCGCUGCACCGGAAGCUCCCGAUACCGAAGUGGUCGUUCAUCCAGUGUCGGCCACGCAGAACUGGAUGGACCUCUCAGCUUGCGCAAGAGAUGUACUAGACUUUGCAACCCAGCAUCGCAUCGCCUGGCGAUUCAUUGUUGAGCGAGCUCCUUGGUGGGGAGGCUGGUGGGAACGGCUCAUACGAACUGUAAAGGAAGCCCUAAGACGCUGCCUUGGGAGAAAGCGCCUCACCUUUGAGCAGUUAACUACGACACUCUGUGAAGUAGAAGCCAUCGUCAACUCCCGCCCACUCACGCAUAUUGGAGCUGAUCCCGGGGAGCUUGAGCCACUUACCCCAUCCCACUUUCUGUUAGGGAAACGAGCAGUGGCUUUGCCUGAUGAAUUCGCUGCCGAUGCAUCACGCCAGAACGACCUGCGGCUCAGUUUUCGUGUCAUUCAUCAGGCAAGGAAGCAGUUCUGGAAGCGCUGGACGCGCGAAUACCUCCUUCAGCUGCGGUCAGCGCACGCAACCUCCUCACCAGCAGUGUCCGGGACGCAACUGAGGGAAGGCGACGUCGUGCAAGUGCAAGAAGACCAUCUCCGUCCAUCAUUUUGGAAGUUGGCUCGCGUGUCAAGCGUCAUACGAGGGCGAGACGGCGUCGUACGGGCGUGCUCGCUGCGCCUGGCCAACGGGUCAUCAAUCGUCCGACCCGUCCAAAGGCUUUGUCGCCUCGAAGUUGACGCGCCCCAAGUCCCGGCGCGGGAUGAUGUUGCAUAA